UGGAGUUGUAUUGGGAACUCUGAACUUCAAGAACACAGGUAGCUGAGAGAACAUCCUUCGAUUUUAGACACAGUACAAUAGAAAGAGUGUGAUGUCUCAAGUUAUUCCAAACCAAGUGCUACGAGUUGGACAUGCGAUAUGUCUCUCGUCAAAAGAAGACGUCAUCCCCCUGGGGCGCAGCUUGCACCAAGCCUGUCCAAACUGUCCAUCUGUCUCUCCGACAUGCUGUUCCUAUUCCAAGGACAGAUGGGUUAGCCAACCAAUGAAGAUCCUCUCCCAACACGGUGGAAGUUCCAUGCAAAAUAGUGGACACUACCAAAUCUCUGAUAAGCACGGGGACUCUGACUUUCUCACACAUCGCGUUCUCUCGGGCUCGUAUCUCAGUGCUAAAAGUCACGGAACUCAAGUCUUCAGUUCUUCAGGCCAGCAGCGAGCAGAGCAGGGUUCUGUGGUGAGGGAGAGGGAGAGGGAGCUGGAUGAGGGGAAUCUUUUAUCUCCAACGUUGGACGUCUCCAUCGACAACCUCAACCAGCUCAUUUUAGAACUGGACCCAUCUUUUCAACCCAUCCCUGUAUGCAGUGGCACAGCAAGCCAUUCCAAUGGCCGAGAAUCUUCCAGUAAGAGAUCUGAGCGAUCGACGCAAGGAUCUCAUGAGGGUGUGGAUGCCUACAAAGGUCUUUUGGUUUCCAGGGGCGCCUCUCCUUUUUGCACACCGGAUCACUCCAUCACCAGCACUGCCUCCUCUAAAGUCCCAAUUCCAGGGCCCCCCAAGAACAGCAGCUGCUCCACCAGCGGGAGCCUCAUCUUCUCCAGCUCCCCAUCCCAAUGCGGGGAGCCUGGCAGCCAGGCUGCCCAGUGUGGCACAGGGGAGCAUACCUCCCACAGCUCCUGCUCCCGCUCCGCCCUGCCCUCCCCUGGUUCACACAGCUGGCCCAAGCCCUUGCACGUCCACAGGCAAAGGAUGAGUGGAGCCUCACUGCUCUCCACUUCACCAGGCUCUGACACAAGCUACGUUCUGGGGAGCGCCCACUCUCUCGUGAGCGAAGAUGCUGACAGUCCCGUGAGAAAACUCUUUGGGUCCUCAGGGUCCUUCUCAAACCUCAGCAGCCCUUAUUCCUACUCCCCUGACCUCCAGAAAGCCUACUUCAGCGACCAAAACCUUGAGUUCUUCAACAGCCAAUCUCAGCACCCAUCAUCCAUCCAUUCAUUCAAGGGACAGAAGUCUGUCUCCCCUCCCCACCUCAAAGGUCACCCCAGCAGCUGCCCUCCUUCUGUCACUGGUUCCAUGGUUGACAUCCCUGUGGUCCUCAUCAAUGGGAGCCCCGAGCACAAGCACUCUGUAAUCCCAGACUCCCAGAACAGCCACAGCUCUGGGAGACUCGGACACAGACCGACUAUGAAGAAGUCCUGCAAAGCUUCCAGCCCCUCUGUUGUCAAUGGUCAGUCUGCAGAUGUCCAGCCUCCAGGUCAGUCUCCAGAUGUCCAGCCCACCAUGAAGUUUGUCAUGGACACCUCAAAGUUCUGGUUCAAGCCUCACAUCAGCAGGGAUCAGGCUGAUGCUUAUCUGAAGGACCAGGAACCAGGUUCCUUCAUCGUGCGGGACAGCUCUUCUUAUCGAGGUGCUUUUGGGUUGGCCAUGAAGGUCGACGAAGGCCAGACCGCCCAGUUACCUCCAAGCCGAUCAGAUGGCACAAGCUCAGAUCUCAUUAGGCACUACCUUAUUGAAUCCUCAGCAAAAGGUGUCCGUCUUAAGGGAGCUUCGGAAGAACCCUACUUUGGCAGCCUUUCUGCUUUGGUUUACCAGCAUGCUAUUACUAAAUUGGAUUUGCCUCGUAAACUGCUUAUGCCAACCACAGAUUUCCCAGAGACGGAAGAACACAAGGAAGAGGCGUCUGCACCACAAGAAAAUAAAAAAACAGCCUGCAACCUUCUGUACCUGAAUUCAGUCAACACGGAGUCUCUGACGGGGCCUCUCGCUGUCCAGAAGGCCGUGUCCAUCACGUUUGAGACAGACCCCCUCCCCGUGUCCACCAUCGUCAGCUUCAAAGUGUCACACAAGGGCAUAAUAGUCACCGACAUCCAGAGAAAACUGUUUUUCAGACGACACUACCCUGCAAACACCCUCAGUUACUGUGGCAUUGACCCAAAGGACAGAAAGUGGCAAAAACAUUGCAGAUCUGCCAGGAUUUUUGGAUUUGUUGCAAAAUGCCAAGACCUCAGCCAGGAGAAUGUGUGCCACCUGUUUGCAGAGUACGACACCGCAGUGCUGCCCGUCGAGCUGGUGAAGGGUCUAAUGAAGAAUGUGGACACCCUGUGACCACCUGCUGCAGCUCGAACAACCUCACCUGGCGCCCCCACACAAUGACUACCAUCAUCAUCAUACACUGAGUACCAUCAUCAUCAUAGACCUGACACCCCCACACACUGAGUACCAUCAUCAUAUACA
This is a messenger RNA of Polyodon spathula (Mississippi paddlefish), 2446 nucleotides long. Its product is annotated as tensin-4-like. Lineage: Eukaryota; Metazoa; Chordata; Actinopteri; Acipenseriformes; Polyodontidae. The record is from RefSeq and is a predicted model, not a curated record. Bases 92 to 2317 code for a protein of 741 amino acids. The transcript is spliced from 12 exons. Gene Ontology annotation, molecular function: protein binding.